This is a messenger RNA of Sarcophilus harrisii (Tasmanian devil), 3829 nucleotides long. RefSeq names its product DNA topoisomerase III alpha (gene TOP3A). The transcript has 19 exons. NCBI's taxonomy places the organism in Eukaryota, Metazoa, Chordata, Mammalia, Dasyuromorphia, Dasyuridae. Gene Ontology annotation, molecular function: DNA topoisomerase type I (single strand cut, ATP-independent) activity; zinc ion binding; DNA binding. Gene Ontology annotation, cellular component: chromosome; nucleus. Gene Ontology annotation, biological process: DNA topological change. The record is from RefSeq and is a predicted model, not a curated record. The coding region runs from base 328 to 3294 and encodes 988 amino acids.
AGGAAAGCCGACACACCGCGUGCCAAGGCACCCUGGGAGUUGUAGUUCCCGUUACCCAGAGCGACGGGAAGUCGAGUGCCUAGGGCUGCAGUUUUGCCUGGCGGGAAACAUUCGGACCUGCUGCUGAGACCUCUAGCGGCCGCGUCACUUUGUCGGGAUGAGUUGUCGGGGCUUGUCCCGGCUAUUUUAAUUCGCCCCCUUCGGAGAUCGGGAGCGGACUCGGUGGUGGCUGGGGGGCGGAGAGGGAAGGCGGGAUCGGGAAGCCCGAGCGAUCCCCGGGACCGGGAUCAUGCGCGGGGGCCGAGGCUGCGAGCGCGCUGCCUCGGCAUGACUUUUCUGGCUAUCCGCGUAGGCCUCCGCGCUGUCCGCGGCCUGUCCCGCGACGCCAUGGAGGCGGCUUUCCGGGGCUGCCGCCGAGUCCUCUGCGUGGCGGAGAAGAACGACGCGGCCAAGGGUAUCGCGGACCUUCUCUCCGGCAGCCGGAUGCGGAGGAGAGAAGGAUUGUCCAAAUUCAAUAAGAUCUAUGAGUUUGACUAUCAACUACAUGGCCAGAAUGUCACCAUGGUAAUGACUUCUGUUUCUGGACAUUUGCUCGCUCAUGAUUUCCAGAUGCCGUUUAGAAAAUGGCAGAGCUGCAACCCUCUUGUACUCUUUGAAGCUCAAAUUGAAAAAUACUGCCCAGAGAACUUUGUAGAUAUCAAGAAAACAUUGGAGAAAGAGGUCAAACAAUGCCAGUCUUUGUUGAUCUGGACUGAUUGUGAUCGAGAGGGAGAGAACAUUGGGUUUGAAAUUAUCCAUGUGUGCAAAGCUGUGAAGCCAAAUCUCCGAGUAUUUAGAGCCCGCUUCUCUGAAAUCACUGCUAAUGCUGUCAAGACGGCCUGUCAACACCUGACUGAGCCUGAUCAGAGAGUGAGUGAUGCUGUGGAAGUAAGACAGGAAUUAGACCUGAGGAUAGGAGCUGCCUUCACAAGGUUCCAGACUUUAAGACUUCAGAAAAUCUUUCCAGAGGUAUUGGCAGAGCAGCUGAUCAGUUAUGGGAGCUGUCAGUUCCCAACAUUGGGAUUUGUGGUAGAAAGGUUCAAAGCAAUCCAAGCUUUUGUGCCUGAGACUUUCCACAAAAUUAAAGUGACUCAUGAGCAUGAAGAUGGAGUUGUGGAUUUCAGCUGGAAAAGACAUCGUCUCUUUAAUCAUACAGCAUGUCUUGUCCUUUAUCAAAUGUGCAUGGAAGAUCCAGUAGCCACAGUAGUAGAAGUUGCAUCUAAGCCUAAGAGCAAAUGGAGACCUCAGCCUUUGGAUACAGUGGAACUCGAAAAAUUGGCCUCUCGAAAAUUGAAGAUAAAUGCCAAAGAAACCAUGAAAAUUGCUGAGAAGCUCUAUACUCAGGGGUAUAUCAGCUAUCCCCGAACUGAGACAAAUAUUUUUCCCAAAGACUUAAACCUGACAACUUUGGUGCAGCAGCAGACACAUGACCAACAAUGGGGAGCCUUUGCCCAGAGAAUUCUAGAUAGAGGUGGUCCUACCCCUCGUAAUGGGAAAAAAUCUGAUCAAGCUCAUCCUCCCAUUCACCCCACCAAAUACACGUGUAACCUGCAGGGGAAUGAAAAACGACUGUAUGAAUUUAUUGUUCGCCAUUUUCUAGCCUGUUGCUCUGAGGAUGCUCUGGGACAGGAAACAACUGUAGAGAUUGAUAUUGCUCAAGAGCGCUUCGUUGCUCAUGGUCUCAUGAUUCUGGCCAGAAACUAUUUGGAUGUUUACAUAUAUGAUAAAUGGAGUGACAAGGUCAUUCCCAUCUAUGAGAAAGACUCCUGCUUCCAGCCAACCACAAUAGAAAUGGUGGAUGGUGAGACCAGUCCACCUCAACUCCUCACAGAAGCAGAUCUUAUUGCCCUCAUGGAGAAACAUGGCAUUGGGACGGAUGCAACUCAUGCAGAGCAUAUUGAGACCAUCAAAUCACGGAUGUAUGUGGGACUCACCUCUGAUAAAAGAUUCCUCCCAGGACAUUUGGGCAUGGGGCUGGUGGAAGGUUAUGAUUCCAUGGGCUAUGAGAUGUCUAAACCUGAUCUCCGGGCUGAGCUAGAAGCUGACCUAAAACUUAUUUGUGAGGGAAAAAAGGAUAAGCAUGUGGUUCUAAGACAGCAAAUCCAGAAAUAUAAGCAAGUUUUCAUCGAAGCUGUGGCCCAUGCCAACAAGCUGGAUGAAGCGUUGUCUCAGUAUUUUGGAGAAAUGGCCACAGCAGUUGAGCAAGAGGAACUGUAUCCCGCAAUGCCAGAAACUAUCAGGAAGUGUCCACAGUGUAACAAAGACAUGGUGCUCAAGAGAAAGAAAAAUGGCGGAUUCUACAUCAGCUGCAUGGGCUAUCCAGACUGCCGAAAAGCUAUAUGGUUUCCAGAUUCCGUUCUAGAAGUCAGUAAGGAUGAGAGUGUGUGUCCAGUCUGUAAACCACAUCCUGUUUACAGGUUGAAAUUAAAGUUCAAACGAGGAAGUGUCCCUCCCACCAUGCCUCUGGAAUUUGUUGGCUGCGUUGGAGGUUGUGAUGAGACCCUGUCGCAGAUCCUGGAUCUAAGAUCUUCCAGUGGUCCUUCCAGAGCUUCACAGCCAUCAGGCCAGCCUACCAACUAUUUACAGGCCAACCAAUCCUUGAACAGAAUGAGCAACAGUCAGGGCAGAUCUUCCAUUUCUCCUACAGAACAACAAACUAGACCCCUUGAGCCCUCAGCUAGAAGACCUGCAGCCACUAAUGAGAAUCACAACACUGUGAUGUGUAACUGUGGCCAAGAGGCCCUCUUGCUCACUGUUCGUAAAGAAGGGCCCAAUCAGGGCAGGCUCUUCUACAAGUGCAACACAAACAAUUGCAAUUUCUUCCUGUGGGCUGAUAGUCACCAGGGAACAGAAGUGGCCUCUUCCUCAAGAAUAAGGACUCCAAGUCAUUUCCAAGGGAACUCCACAAAUUCUGGAGGAAGGCAAGAUGGGUUUGGAAACCAUGGCAGUGCCAUAUGCAUGUGCAACCAACCUGCCAUCACACGGACAGUGCAAAAGGAGGGGCCAAAUAAGGGACGACAGUUCCAUACAUGCUCAAAGCCGAGGGAGCAACAGUGUGGUUUCUUUCAGUGGGCUGAUGAAAACAUGGUACCAGUAAAUUCUGGACCAGUUUGGUUUCGGGGGAGAGGGUCAGAAGCCAAAAGCAAAAGACCUAGGACUAACUCAAACACUGACCCCACAACGAAGAAAGUACGGAAAUGUAGUGUCUGUCACCAACCUGGACAUACCCGGAUCACCUGCCCUCAGAACAGGUGACUGAGGGAGAGGUGAGGCAGAGAGUUGUUGUUCUUUUGUUGAAGGAAAUUAAAAAGUUUUAAAAUAAGAACUCAAUAAAGUGCCCAAGGAAUCCUUGAUUUCAUUGGAACUUUGAGAAAAAUCUUCAACCUGGAGUCUAGCUUUCUCCUGGCCUUCCUGAUUCAGAUGAACAGUGGUUUGCAGGGCCCUGGAAUAGGCCUGGGUUGCACCAAGCUAAGCAGUUUCUUGUCUAAUGAAAGAAAAGCCCCAGAGCCAUUUAGGAAUAUGCUGUGCAGAAGCAGAAGAAACAACUCCAGUAUAAUCUUUUUGCUGAAAUCCAUUAUCCUGCAAAUAAAACUUUUUCAAUAGACAGUUUAUAGUAGCAGGGAAACCCCAUUCCUAAACUGCAGAGGAGAAAAUGACAAUUAAAUUUGCUUGGGAUGACGGGUCUUCUCUGUACCCAUGGAUGUUUAAAUAUAAAGCGAGAGAGGCUCUUAACUCUUGACUCACAUAUGUAAAAUUCAAAGUGCCAAUAAAACUUCUGGGACUACCUGGA